Molecule: messenger RNA, 969 nt
Organism: Lathyrus oleraceus (garden pea)
Lineage: Eukaryota; Viridiplantae; Streptophyta; Magnoliopsida; Fabales; Fabaceae
Product: mediator of RNA polymerase II transcription subunit 10b
Exons: 6
Coding region: 201-761 (186 amino acids)
Biological process (GO): positive regulation of transcription by RNA polymerase II
Cellular component (GO): mediator complex
Molecular function (GO): transcription coregulator activity
Source: RefSeq, a predicted model, not a curated record
GUAAAGACUAUAAGGGCUGGGGGUAAAUUAUUCCUAUGUUAACAUUAAAUUAAACAAAACACAAUCAAAUCUAAACAGCUUCAAGAAACAAAUCGCUUACUUCAUUACACCGAAUUCAUCUAGCCGGGAAACGCUACCGGUGCUCGUCGUCGGCCGUUAUAAACACUGAGAAACUCCGUCCAGUUUACAGAGAAACACAAAUGGAUUCAUCACAAAGUCCAUCUACCGGGGGAAAUGGGACGCCGGUUUCUCAAACUAACGAUACUGCAGCUUCUGCAGCAGGAGCUGAUGAUUCUAUGCAAAACCUGAACCAGAUCAGCAACUCCAUUCAGAAAACCUUGGGCCUUAUCCAUCAGCUUUAUCUUACCGUCUCUACCUUCAAUGCUGCCUUUCAAAUGCCACUCCUUCAACGCAUAAAUGGUCUUGUUGCAGAGCUUGACAACAUGGUCAAAUUGGCAGAAAAGUGCAACAUUCAGGUUCCUAUGGAGGUUGUAAAUUUAAUUGAUGAUGGGAAGAAUCCGGAUGAAUUUACCAGAGAUAUUAUUAACAACUGUAUUGCAAAGAAUCAGAUCACCAAAGGAAAAACGGACGCUUUAAAGAAUUUGCGCAAGCAUUUAUUGGAGGAAUUGGAGGUAAACUUCCCUGAUGAGGUUGAAACAUUUAGAGAAAGUCGUGCUGCUUCUGCUGCGGAAAUGAAACGUCUGGCACAGGCACAAAGUGUAUUACCCAAUGGAGAUGUGAGGGUUAAAGCAGAACAUUGAGUUAUAUAUUUCUGAUGCACUUGCUUUUCUAUAACUGGUAGUAUAGUAGUAAAGAACUAUUUAUAUUUCUUUUUCCCCUUUUUUUGUUGACUUUAUUUUUAAUUUAUUUGUAUAGUAAAUUUCAACACUGCAUCCUUGUUCUUGUUGUAGCUCUUGUAUCUUUUAUUACUUUUCUAUUUUUUAAUGUACUGUUUUUUUUCUUGUUCUA